Messenger RNA from Liolophura sinensis, 1009 nucleotides. Its product is annotated as peflin-like. Gene Ontology annotation, molecular function: calcium ion binding. The coding region runs from base 3 to 668 and encodes 221 amino acids. The record is from RefSeq and is a predicted model, not a curated record. The transcript is spliced from 5 exons. Lineage: Eukaryota; Metazoa; Mollusca; Polyplacophora; Chitonida; Chitonidae.
ACAUGGCGGGAUACGGCUACGGACAGGGCCCACCUGGAGGAUAUGGUCAGCCUGGGUAUGGAGCCCCGCCCCACGGACAGCCUGGAUACGGAGCCCCAGGCGGGUAUGGUCAACCAGGAUAUGGGGCACCCCCUGGCCAGGGUAUGAUCCCCCCUGGGGUAGACCCUCAAGUCUAUCAGUGGUUCAUCGCCGUUGAUGCUGACAGAUCAGGGAAAAUCUCAGCCAUUGAACUGCAACAAGCUCUGACCAAUACGAACUGGUCACAUUUCAACCCUGAAGUCUGUCGUCUUAUGAUAGGAAUGUUUGACCGUGACCAAAGCGGCACAAUAGACCUGUUAGAGUUCCAGUCACUGUGGACGUAUAUACAGCAGUGGAGGGGCGUCUUCCAGCAAUACGACAGGGACAGGUCGGGAGCCAUUGAGGGGGCAGAGCUUCACACAGCCUUAUCACAGAUGGGGUACAACUUGUCGCCUAAUUUCAUCAACCUGGUAGUGUGUAAGUUUGAUGUGCAGGCACGCCGUCAACUUACUCUGGACAACUUCAUCCAGGCGUGCGUCAUGCUCAGAUCCAUCACCGAGACCUUUCGCCAAAAAGACACAGGUGGCAUGGGCACCAUUCAGAUCUCCUAUGAGGACUUCAUGACCAUGGCUAUGUUAAAUAAACCUUAAUUAAUUCUCUUCAGGAAUCGUUUUAGCUUUAGGUAUAACUAAAAACCAGCCUUCAAUAAGUGUCAGGAAGAGAGCAUAAGGCUUUUGAGCCCUUAUGAUUCACUGAAAUAAUCCUUAUUCAACUUCCGCAGAAAUCUUGUGAAAGUCCAGGGAUUUCAGGACCUGUUUUCACUCACAAUACCGUGGCUUUCAUUUGAUUUCUGUGAAAGUCAGAUAGCACCUAGUAAUACAUGUUUCACAAGGUUCUGUCAAUCCAUUUUCUGGUAUAAACUUUUCUUUCAGAAAUGAUGUUGCCUAAGGAAUGUUGCAACAAGAAAAAAAUGUAUUUACAAAGUUUUGAG